Alligator mississippiensis (American alligator) is the source of this 2182-nucleotide messenger RNA. It is a transcript of the gene CHRNE, whose product is annotated as cholinergic receptor nicotinic epsilon subunit. The transcript has 12 exons. Gene Ontology annotation, biological process: nervous system process; monoatomic ion transmembrane transport; chemical synaptic transmission. NCBI's taxonomy places the organism in Eukaryota, Metazoa, Chordata, Crocodylia, Alligatoridae. Gene Ontology annotation, molecular function: transmembrane signaling receptor activity; acetylcholine-gated monoatomic cation-selective channel activity. The coding region runs from base 444 to 1880 and encodes 478 amino acids. The record is from RefSeq and is a predicted model, not a curated record. Gene Ontology annotation, cellular component: neuron projection; synapse; postsynaptic membrane.
CCCCCCCCCCCCCCCCCCCCCCCCCUUGUUGUGGCCUUGAGAUUUCAUCUGUUAAUAAAAAAAAUAAAAGAUCCAAAAUUGAGGAUUUUCUGCCUCUGAUUUCCCCGGGGGGUGGGGGGGUGAUUCUGGGGGGGACCUGAUCUUGGGGGGGCAGUACUGUGAGCCCCACCCAGCAGGGGACAAUUGAAGCCUGUUCUAACUGGCCACCUCCCAGCCCAGAGCCAGCUGCGUCUGGGUGACAGGUGGGGGCGCCAGGCCUCUGGUUCUGGGGGGUGGUGCUGGGAACCCGGAUGUCUGGGUUCUCCCCCUGUGGUGUUAUUUCCGGACGUGCCGGGAACAGGUGUGGGACAGCGGGGGGUGCAGAUCCAAUGUCACUCCCGCCCCGGAACCAGCCGCAGCCUUAAAUCCCCCCGGGGGCCACGGCAGAGACCUGACAAAGGGCCAUGGAAGGGCAGGGGCUGGUGCUGCUGGGGGCCACACUCUUCUGCCUGGGGGGAGCAGGUGGGAAUGAGGAGCGCCGCCUCUUCGAGACCCUGUUCUCUGGCUACGACCCCAGCACCCGCCCAACCCGGAGACCCCAGGACCCAGUGACUGUAGAGCUGCAGCUCACACUGACCAACCUCAUCUCAUUGAAUGAGAAGGAGGAGACACUGACGACCAACAUCUGGAUCGAGAUUCAAUGGGUCGAUUACCGCCUGGAUUACAACAGCAGCGAUUUUGGGGGAAUUGAGUCCCUGAGGGUCCCAUCCACGCUGGUCUGGCUGCCAGACAUCGUCCUGGAGAACAAUAUCGACGGUGGGUUUGAGGUUGCCUACUACUGCAACGUGCUGAUAUACCCAGGCGGGUCUGUAUACUGGCUGCCUCCUGCCAUCUACCGCAGCUCCUGCCCGGUGGCCGUCACCUACUUCCCCUUUGACUGGCAGAACUGCUCCCUACUCUUCAAGUCGGGGACAUAUGGGGGCCACGAGGUUGACCUGCGGCUCUACACAGACACUGUGACAGGGGCUGUGGCUGACAGCAUCACGAUUGACCCUGCAGCCUUCACAGAGAAUGGGGAAUGGGCCAUCCGGCACCGGCCAGCACGCCGGGUUCAGGCAGGGGAGGCCCCGGCUGUGCUCUUCCUUCUGGUGAUCCAGCGCAAGCCACUCUUCUAUAUCAUCAACAUUGUCAUCCCCGUUGUGCUGCUUUCGGCCCUUGGCCUCCUCGUCUACUUCCUGCCUGCGCAAGCGGGGGGGCAGAAGUGCACGCUCUCCAUUUCGGUGCUGCUGGCACAAACAGUCUUCCUCUUCCUCAUCGCCCAGAAGGUGCCGGAGACCUCACUCAGCAUCCCCCUCCUGGGCCAGUACCUAAUGUUCGUGAUGGUGGUGACAAUGUUGGUGGUGAUGAGCUGCGUCGUGGUGCUCAAUGUCUCCCUACGCACACCCAGCACCCACCGCCUGGUUGGGCCCCUGCCUGUGCUGCUGAAGCUGUUGCCCCGAGUGCUGGGUGGGGAGGUGGCUGAGAGGCAGCAGGACCCAGGACCACCCCCCUAUCUGCUGGCAGCUGAGGAGGAGGCACUUAACACUCCUCGCAGUGAGGUCCUGUUCCGGCACUGGCACCUGGGCCCCUCCCUUGGGGGGCUGGAUCCAGCGCGGGAGCUGUGCAUCAGCCUGGCGCAGGCAGCCCCAGCUAUCCGCGAGUGUGUUGCCGCCUGCAACUUUGUGUCGGCCACCAUCCAGGCCCAGAACGAUGCGGACAAUGAGGCAGGGCGCUGGGUGCUGGUGGGGAAGGCGCUGGACACGCUCUGCUUCUGGGUUGCGCUGCUGCUCUUCGCCGCCGGCACCAUUGGCAUCUUCCUGGUGGGGCAGCUCAACCAGGUCCCUGACAAGCCCUUCGCCUAGGCCAGGUAGCGUUGUGUCCGGGUGGGUGCAGCAUCCUUGGGGAGUCAUGGCGCCCAGCCCAAAGCCAGUUGCAUCUAGAGCUUGGCUCUGAUGCACCCUUUUCCCUAUCCUGACCCCCAUCCUUCUCCCCCCAGCCCAUAGGAGCUGGGAUUGGUACCAGCCCUUGCUCUCUGCUAGGACCCUGGUGCUCCUGGCCACAGUGGAGAGCCCUGUUCUACUCACUCAAGAUCUGGCUGCAUCCUGGGCCCAGCUGAACCCCCUGGCUGUGGUUGUCCAUUAAAGGAGUUGCUUCCACCCCACAA